Messenger RNA from Aedes aegypti (yellow fever mosquito), 2000 nucleotides. Its product is annotated as sodium channel protein Nach. The transcript is spliced from 3 exons. Gene Ontology annotation, biological process: sodium ion transmembrane transport. NCBI's taxonomy places the organism in Eukaryota, Metazoa, Arthropoda, Insecta, Diptera, Culicidae. Gene Ontology annotation, molecular function: ligand-gated sodium channel activity. The coding region runs from base 40 to 1770 and encodes 576 amino acids. The record is from RefSeq and is a predicted model, not a curated record. Gene Ontology annotation, cellular component: membrane.
UCCAGUGUCGUUAAAUCAGACUAAGCCCGGACAAGCAGCAUGGACCCACUCACCUUCCUCCGGUUGUUCCGGGCCAGUUUGUUGGUACAAUUGAGGGAAACUUUUGCGCAGUCCACCCUACACGGAGUUCGCUUCAUCACCGAGCAGGGAAGGCCGUUUUGGGAAAAGUUCUGCUGGUUCUGUAUGGUUUCCAUCAGUUCGGUUACGACGCUCAUCAUUAUCUUCAAUCUGUGGCAGCGGUUCCAGACGAAACCAACCAUCACCGGUCCGGACACUGGAUUUCAGCACAACUGGACCACUUUUCCCACGGUGCUGGUCUGUCCAACGGAUGUCGUGGAUGCAGCCAGAGCCGAAAAGAUUGUGCAACUGAUUGAUCCUUUGGUGAACUAUACGGAAGUUGAACCUACUGUGAAUGCGUUGGCGGGAAUUUCCUACCGACAAAUAGUGACUUCGGAGGAUGUGGGUUUGCUGAACGUGGUCAAAAAUAUUCGAAGCUUCGUAUACUAUGUGGCAAUUGGGUGUGAAGAUUUGUUGUCAAACUGUUGGUUCCGUGGCAUGGAACUGGACUGCUGCAGCCAGUUUAAGUCGGUUUUUUCGGAGUUUGGGUUUUGCUAUGGGUUCAACGCUAAGUUCUACGACACUAUGCCGCAAUGGGAACGCACAACCGAGUUCAACAACCUAUACGAAACGGACAAGAGAUGGGGCCUCUCGUUCAAACCGUCUCGCCCAUCGCACAUCUUCAUACAUUCGUACGACGAAAUUUCCGGCCUAGAGUUCCACCCGCAUGCCCAAUGGGAGGAUGAUUUUGCCAUCGGCAUACUCAUUUCGAAGAAGGAAACCUACACCACCGAAGACGCCCGGCAGCUCUCCAUCUGGCAGCGCAAAUGCAUCUUUCCGGACGAGGUCAAACUCAAAUACUACCGAGAUGGGUACACAUUCUCCGGCUGCAUGAAAGAGUGUCGGAUUCGGAAGUGUCUAAAGUUCUGCAAAUGCGUUCCACCGUUUUACGCCCCACCGAAUUCGUUAGCAUUCUGCACCAUCAAGCAGUUGGCUUGCUUGGUAAAAUACACGGCCAACAUCACCAGCAGCAAUGGAUGCAAGAAUUGCGAGCUGGCCUGUCACAACAAGGUGUACGACGUCGAGAAGUAUUCAAAGUCAACCACGAAUGUCACCAAUGAUGAAGUCGUUACAAUCGAGUUCCUCACAUGGCCUCUGAUCCGCUACAAACGCGAAGUCCUGUUUGGGUGGGUCGACCUGCUGGUAUCAUUCGGUGGCAUCGCGGGUCUCUUUUUGGGCUUCAGCCUGCUGUCUGGAGUAGAGAUUAUUUACUUCUUCACGAUGCGUGCUUGCUGUAUGUUGUACAAAAACCGCGAUGAGCUCAUCGCCAUCGAGCAGGCGAAACUGAAGCGACCCCAGCAUCGGUUCGAUCUCGGGCUUAAACCGGAUCUUCGAUAUCGGAUUCAUGCCUCGACACCAACGAAUCCACAACCCGAAGGUCUGACGAAACGAUCGCUCACCAACAAGCAAGUCAUAACGGUGGGCUUGAUCGAGCAGGAGUUCGAAGCUGUUAAGGUACCCAACAGCAAGGGACUGCUUCUGGCUGGACCAGCCAAACGGUACAUUUCCCGGUACGAACGGAUUGCCAGCAUGGCCAAGCCGAACCAUUUUCAUCCGAUUCUUGUGGCACCGUACAGCGAGAAGAUCAAGCCACUCGAUCAGAAAGUGCUAGGCAACGUGAAUGGUCUCUUCUACGAUGGGUAUUUACCAUGAUUUUUAUAUGAAUAAAUUUUAACAUGUUUUACGUUAUAAAUGCUCGGAAAAUUGAUGUUUAAAAUAAACGGGUUUUAUGCUUAGCUUUUGUAUAUCAUGAUCAGAAUGAUCAAGGUUUGUUCCUUUAAUUGUGUUACUCCUUCAGGAGCGAGCUAUAAAAUAGGAAUAUACAGUUGCCUCUCCACAUCUUGAUAUCGAAGGGACCAUCGAGAUAGGGAGAGAUCGAGACA